UCACGUGAUGAAGGAACGAACGUCAGACACGUUAUUAGCAUGAGCCAAAUUCAUUGGAGGCGCUUCAACUUCAAGGCCCCAUAGCACCUUUAGCGCUUAACUGGCUAUCCCAUCAGAAACCGUUAGGCGUAUCUUCACUACUACUGUGAAAAGAGCACUAUGGCAGAACCAGAUGUACAAUUUAAGCUAGUCUUGUGUGGGGAUGGCGGCACAGGAAAAACCACCUUUGUGAAAAGGCAUUUAACAGGAGAGUUUGAGAAGAAGUAUGUUGCGACUCUGGGAGUAGAAGUGCAUCCUUUGGUCUUCCACACCACCCGAGGAACUAUCAAGUACAAUGUUUGGGAUACAGCCGGCCAGGAGAAGUUUGGGGGUCUCAGAGAUGGCUACUACAUACAGGCCCAGUGUGCCAUCAUCAUGUUCGACGUCACAUCCCGUGUCACCUACAAGAACGUGCCCAACUGGCACCGGGACCUGGUGCGAGUCUGCGAGAACAUACCCAUCGUCCUGUGCGGCAACAAGGUGGACAUUAAGGACAGGAAGGUCAAAGCCAAAAGCAUCGUGUUCCACCGCAAGAAAAACCUCCAGUAUUACGACAUCUCGGCCAAGAGUAACUACAACUUCGAGAAGCCCUUCCUGUGGCUGGCCAGGAAGCUGGUAGGAGAUCCCAACCUGGAGUUUGUGGAGAUGCCCGCUCUGGCCCCCCCGGAGGUGGUCAUGGACGCGUCCCUGGCGGCCCAGUAUGAGAACGACCUGAAGGUUGCAGCAGAAACGGCACUACCAGAUGAAGAUGACGACCUUUAACUUGUGACCCGUGACCUCUCUCUGCAAUUGCUGAUAUUAACCGUUAUCAUUUUAUUGUAAACCACCCCCCCCCACCCCACCCUCAACGUUUUUAUGGCUGUUCAUUUGUUUUUGGCUUUGUUUUGUUUUUGUGUUUCAAACGUAGUGUUUGGUAGCUUACAAAUUCUGUUAGUGACAAACAUAAGUAAAACUUCUGAGUGCUCAUAGCAUAACACACACAUACGCGCGCACACACACACACACACACACACAAUUUCUCUUUAAAAAAAAAAAAAAUACGAAUGCAAGAGUUUGUACACUGUAUGAGACUGACCGAGGGU
Molecule: messenger RNA, 1121 nt
Organism: Esox lucius (northern pike)
Lineage: Eukaryota; Metazoa; Chordata; Actinopteri; Esociformes; Esocidae
Product: GTP-binding nuclear protein Ran
Exons: 7
Coding region: 160-801 (213 amino acids)
Biological process (GO): protein import into nucleus; ribosomal subunit export from nucleus
Cellular component (GO): nucleus; cytoplasm
Molecular function (GO): GTPase activity; GTP binding
Source: RefSeq, a predicted model, not a curated record